Molecule: messenger RNA, 5749 nt
Organism: Meleagris gallopavo (turkey)
Lineage: Eukaryota; Metazoa; Chordata; Aves; Galliformes; Phasianidae
Source: RefSeq, a predicted model, not a curated record
UGGGAAAAGACUAAAUAGUAGUAGCAGUUUCGUUUAAAGAUGGGGAAAAAAAAGCAAUUGUUACCACCACCUACAAAAAAGAACUGUGGGUUAGCAUAAUAUUAUGUAAACUGUAUUUCAUUUGUGCUUUCAUCAGAAAUGAGUAAGUAGAGCCAUAUAUGCUGCGAAUUUUAAGAAUGUUAAUGGGAUGCCUGCAUAGCAUUGUACUUAAGAGUACUUCUGCCAGAAUAGGAAAGCCUUUUAUUCUGUAAUGCCUCGAGGCAAGAAAAAGGCUUUCUGAAGAGUUGCUUUAAUUUUAAACUCUCAUUCUAAUGUUAGACAGCCUGUUAGAUCUCCGAGUUAAAAACCGCUUCAGCUUUACUUACUAGAGCCAGAUGUAACAUUGACCUUAAAUGGUAAAAGCUCCCGAGAGUGAAAGAGAGGCUGGCCUGAGGGGAAAAAGGGGAAUAACUGAAGUUUUAGAAGCUGUACGUGGGGAAUUUGGCUUUGAGCCCCUGCUUUUGGAAUCUUCAGCAAAGUUUCCAGUGACUUCAGUGGUGCAGAGAUCAUGUUCCUAAUGAACACCACUAAGAGAACUUGAGGUCAGUUGCUAAAACAUCAGUGAAGAUGGAGUAAAGCACCUUUAAGCUUUUGCUAACACUGUACUCAGCUGUGACUCAGAGAGGAGCUCCCGGAUCACCAUUUCCUGGAGAUUGUACUCCAAGCCUACACAGUGGUAAAAGUGCAAAAGGCUCAUGCAAGCUAACAUUCUAGAGGUUCGCCCACAUCUGUUCUUUUUGUGAUAUGCACCAUCAAGAAGUCAAAUGAUUUAUUUGUGAGAACUGUUCCUUAAUUGUCCGUCUCAUUCUCAGCAGUGUAUGGUCGUGCUAGUCCACAGUACAGAUCAACGUGCUCCAUUCUGUCCACCAUGCCAACCCUACCUGAAGAACAUGAACAACUAAAAGAGGCACAACACAACAGUUCUCCUCCAGCCAAAGACACCAAUGCUGAAGGAACUACAAGCAGUACACCUUCUAUUGUUCUUCCAGAGAAUGCUGGUAUGCCUGAUGCAGAAAUCGAUAAAAAUCUGGCUAACAGACCUCGUAGUCCUCAUAGAAGACAUUCUAACCGUGCCACUAGGAAUUCAACAAGUUCAUUGACUUCUGUUGACAACAAUGGUCAUGUAAUUGAUCUGGUAAAUGAUCAGCUACCAGAUGUCAACAUAUCAGAAGAAGACAAAAAGAAGAACCUUGAAUUACUAGAAGAAGCAAAGAAAGUGAGCGAAAGAUUUCUAAUGCGCAGAGGCAGAAAGUCAAGAGGCAGUCUCCCUGAGUCGCCCACAGCUGUUUCGCCUACCCUUAGUCCAAAAGUUUCACCAGUAACAUCUCGGAGCAACUCUCUUACUCUUCCUAUUCCGUCAGGGUCUGAUGCAUGUACAGGCACUAGUGUUGAGUCAGUAUCUCCAGUUCAGAAUAACAGAACUUUUAAAGAGGAUGACAGGCAAACUGCAGAGAAUGUUUGCAAAGGAUUAAUGGAUCGCAGGCUGAAUGAUCAAAGAAAGAUUUCUCAGGGAAGGUUGGUUCCUCGUUCUGCUGGUUUUGAAAACCCCAAAGAAAAACUCUCUGAACAAAAAGAAAAUUUUGAUCCAUGUACGCAUGUAAAUACUUUACCUAAGUGCUCCCCUUCAGGUAGUGAUGGUGGCAGAAUGUCUCUUAACACUUGCUUGAACGUCUCUGAAAAUGAACUCGGAAAAUCCUUCCUCAAGAAGGCAAAAGAAAAUGAUGUUCCUUUAAGAACCUAUCUACCAGGACCAGGAAUAGGAAAUAUAGACUCAAAGCUAAAAAGUCCUGUUCCAGAAAUGAGGGACCAUAAAGUUUCUUUUAAACCAGAAUUUAAACUGUGUGGGCUGCGUCCUCCUCUACUACGAGCUGUAUCAUGGGAUAGUUUAGAGCCUGGACAGAAAGAUAAAAUACCCAUAAAGUUACCAUCUGAGGAAGAUAAAAGCUUUAUUGUUGGUAAUAAAUCCAGCAAUCAAAUAAAAGCAUUCAAAGACCUCCAAAUCCAAGUUCAACCUGUUCGGAUGCAGAAAUUGACAAAACUCAGAGAGGAGCAUAUUUUGAUGAGAAAUCAAAACUUAGUUGGACUUAAACUUCCUGAACUUAGUGAAGCAGCUGAACAGGAAAAAGGUCCUUCACCUCUCCCCUCCCCCACUGAAGAGGAAGAAGCAAAGAAUAGCUCUGAUGUCAUGCCUGGCAUUCCUGACAUACUGCUGCGAAAGCUACGUGUGCACAAGUCUCUUCCAGGAAGCUCCCCUCCACUUACUGAAAAAGAAGUUGAGAAUGUAUUUGUACAACUUUCCUUGGCCUUUAGAAAUGAUAGUUAUACCUUGGAAUCAAGAAUUAACCAAGCAGAGAGAGAGAGAAAUCUUACUGAACAGAAUGCUGAGAAGGAACUGGAAAACUUUAAAACAGCCAUUACAUCUUCAGCUCACCUAUGGCAUCACUACGAGCACAGAGAAGCUUACCAGAAACUACUGGAGGAUAUUGCUGUUCUGCGGCGUUUAGCUGCUAGACUAUCUAGUCGUGCUGAAAUGGUUGGAGCCGUACGUCAGGAGAAGCGUAUGUCAAAGGCAACAGAAGUAAUGAUGCAGUAUGUGGAAAAUCUGAAAAGAACAUAUGAAAAAGAUCAUGCUGAACUAAUGGAGUUUAAGAAACUUGCUAAUCAGAAUUCUAGCAGAAACUAUGGUGCCUCUGCAGAAGAUGGAGUACCUCGUUCAUCUAGAUCCAUGUCUCUUACUGUUGGAAAGAAUAUGCCUCGGAGGCGAGUCAGCGUUGCUGUUGUUCCUAAAUUUAACUCCUUAAACAUUCCUGGUCAGUCACCAACAGCUUCACCUAUACCUUCAAUGCCAUCCCUGUCUGAAUCACCUAGCAAUGGAAAGAGCAAUCUAACAUCUAAUCCUGUUCUGCCAGCUGUUUUAGAGAAUGGAAAAACAAAUGGAGAGCCUGAUUGUGAAACCUCUACUUCUGCAAUGACACAGAGUGGGCUGGAAGAGAUCAAUCCUGAAACUAAAGCCAAAAUAGAAGAGGAAGCAUAUAACAAAGGCUAUCAGGAAGGCUUGAAGAAAACCAAAGAACUUCAGGACCUGAAGGAAGAAGAUGAAGAGACACCAAAAGAAAGUCAUGAUGAACAUGAAGAAAGUGAAAAUGACAGUGAGAUAAAAAGCCUGAAAAGCAGCAGACUUGAAGUCAUCAUUAAUUAUUUAUAUAUAUUGUACCCCAAACUCUGUAAACACUGGAACGUGAUAUGGCUUGUAGUGGCUGCAAUAAUCAUUUUUGCCGUGGUGUUGGGAAUCUACCAUUCAUACAGCUCCUGUGAUGAAGUAUCAGAGAGACCUGAAGGGAAAGCCAGCUGUUCUGCUGCCCACCAAUAUUCCUGGUGGAACUCAGGAUUUCAACAUGAGCAACGCACUGAAUAACAAAGCAACACCAUGUAUUUAUGGUUACCUGAGAGAGCACAGUAUUAGAACACUAUUGUUAAAGGUAGUGCUUAGUCAUCUUUACAGUUGUCAUCUGUUACAUCUGUUACACAAGUGAGUUACUCCACCCCAUCAAUCCUGGCUAUACAUUGUGAACAUAACUUGCCAAAAUAAUAACCUGGUAAAUAAUUAUUUUUAUCCUCUUAAUUAAAAAAAAAAAAACUGAUUCAAAUAAUAUUGAAUCAUGAUAAGGUUCUGGCAGUAAUCAGCAACCAGCAGGCAAUUAAAAGAAAGAUUUGCACAAGAUGUUGACAUCUUUCCUUUGAUUUUGAAGGCUAUGAUUAAAACCAUAUUUGCAGUUAGUGUUUCACUUUGCAUUUCCUGAAUUCAUUGUUUUGUUGUUGCGGUUGACGUAAUAAUGACAUUUGUGUCCUUUGAGUUUUAAAAGUGUAAUUUUUUUCUUUUUUUUUGUUCAUGAUUUUUGGGUAGAAAUAUAAGGCCAAUGAAAGGUUAAAAUUAUUUUGUCGGACAAGAUGUCUUGUGGAUGCCUUAAUUUCAUGAAGGGAAUUAUCAGUAUGCAAGUACAUUCAUAUGUGUGUUUUAUGAUAUACUUUAAAACUAGGACCAUCUCUAUUUUUUGAAUGGGAUAUAUUACAAAACCUAAAAAGAGGUGUAGGUGGCACUUUUGGUAUUAUCCCAUGAGAUUUGGGAUCUUCUGAUGUUAGUGUGAUCUUGUCUUCUUUUGGUGUAAAGUCUGAAGCUCAAUCUAUUGAAGAAAACAGAUUUCUAACAAUCAGAAAUUUAGUUUGCAUAUUUAUUGCUAAUAACAAAUAUCCUGCUGGUGAAUUUUGUUUGUUGCAUCUUAGCUAAAUCUUUCUUACAAGUAAAUUACAUGGAGGAGUGAGGAGAAAAAAAAAAGAAAAAUAGUAGAUCACUGCUAGCUUUGGGGAAAAAAGACAUCUAUAAGCAGUUCGGAGGUUUUUAUUAUAUAUAUACUGCUUGUUUUUUUGGAUGAAUAUAGAGUGUUUAAGGAAGUUCAAAAAGGAUAAUGGGAAAGUGACAUUUGGUCUAAAAUUGCAAUUGCUAAACAAGGCAGAAGAGAGUUUCUUGCUAAUUGUUUGCUAUAUAUUUGAUUCAGUUAGAAUACCCGACAAUGAAGAAUUACUGUGACAUUUCCCAUACUUCUACUACUUAAAAAAACAUACAGAUGGCUCUCUUUCAAUAUUCAUUUAUUAGAACCAGCUUCUUCAAACUAUUUAGAAAUAAUAAGGCAAUAAAAGGCAAAUAGUUCUGAAGAUUCAGAAUCCACUAUGCCAAAAAUUGUGAAACAUACUUUAUGUGACUACAGACAUUUUGGAGCAUACUGAGGAAAAAUAGAUAACAAUGUCUGUAAUUGAAUUAAUUUGUUCUUAUUCACCUUUGCACUGAUGUUGAAUCAACACCUUAUUUUAGUACUUGUAGAAUGUUAUUGAUCUCAGUAAGACUCUUCAAUUGUUUAAUCUUGAGCAUGUGCUAAGUUUUUGUUGGCCAGAGUGUGGACAGGGUCUUCAUCUUCCUUUGGAAUUCAGCACAAUGGAUUUUCAUGGACUUGGUUCACAAGGCAAAAUUUCAUAAGUAGUUGUAUUAAUUGGAGCUGAGCUACUUGCAAUGUUUAAGGCGAGUAUAAUUUAACCACAAAAAUAUUAUUGUGGGGAGUGGAUUGAGAGAAACAAGGGAUUUCUAAAAUGAUUAAAAGAUGAGGAUACAGUUGAUGAAAAUAUAAAUAGUUUGAAUUUAUACACCUACUGUGAGAAAACUGUCCACUAAAAGUAAUGGACCACAGUGACUAACAGCACAUUAAAUAUUUUUGCUUACAUUUUUCAGUUAAUUAGUGAAGUCACCUUUUUGGAUAGAAAACUAGGUUGUGGACAAAAUCUAUUCUAAAUGUAGUUUAUUUCCAUUGAAUAUUAGUUUUCUUUAUCUAUUUAAAAAAAAGAAAAAUAAAAUGUACACACAAAAUCUCUUCUGAGUUCAGAGAUCACAACAGAUAAUGAGAAAUAGAUCUACUAUUUAUGCCAUUAACACUGAAAUAGAUUUCUUGAGGUGCAAUAUUUAUUUUUUGCUUAAGCAAGACACGUCUAUUGUUUUUCCUGCACAGCACAGAUGUUUCUAGUACAAGGAAUUUUAAAAGGGCACUAUUUUUUGGUAUCAUAUUUAAAUCUGUAACAUUGUAAGACUUUGCACCAGUCUGCUGGUAUUGUACUGUAUAGUAUCACAUACUUGAGUUUUGAAAUAAAGGAACAGUUUCAAAGUCCU